Rhincodon typus (whale shark) is the source of this 1501-nucleotide messenger RNA. It is a transcript of the gene ing2, whose product is annotated as inhibitor of growth family, member 2. The coding region runs from base 578 to 1378 and encodes 266 amino acids. Gene Ontology annotation, biological process: positive regulation of DNA-templated transcription. The transcript has 2 exons. Lineage: Eukaryota; Metazoa; Chordata; Chondrichthyes; Orectolobiformes; Rhincodontidae. Gene Ontology annotation, cellular component: nucleus. The record is from RefSeq and is a predicted model, not a curated record.
AAGACCUGCUUACUAGGCUACUAACGGAGGACUUUAGUUUCUCUUCAUUCUAAAUGCGCCUAGGGGAAAGUCCCCGGACCCGUGGCAGUAAAUGCCCCGCUUUGAAGCGGUUCCCCUUGUCUGUAGCUUCCGCACUGAAAGCGCCAAGAUGUUCUCCACGACGGAGCGCGCGGACACAGAUGGGGCAUCCGUCUAAGCCGGAAGUUACGCAGGUAAUGUACAAAGUACAUCAACAACACGGGGCUCAUUCUCAGAAUGUCCGCUUUUUAACGGCCAUUGCCAUGGACACCGUCUCCAUGGUCACCAACCGUUAGAGGUGGUAUCGACGCCCUUCCAGCACCAAGUUUUAUUUUCCUCCUUCAAAGGCGAAGUUCGAAGUAUAUAUAAUUCCCUCCGACGGCCUGGCUGUAAUCACCACAGAUUAUCAGAAUACGAUCGUAUUUUGUUUUUUUUAAUCGAGAGCAGACGCGGUCGAGGUCACGUGACGCGGGCGAGUGCGAAGGCGCGGAGCGGAGCCAGGCCGUACCGGACCCCGGGCUUGUUUGGAGAGUUUACCGGGGCGGCCGCCAGCAGGACUAUGCUGGGGCUCGGGCAGUGCCCCAAGGCCCGGCUCUCCGGUUAUGUGGAGGACUACUUGGAGAGUGUGGAGGCGUUACCGCUGGAGCUGCAGCGGAGCGUCUCCCUUCUGAGGGAGAUCGACACCCAGUACCGAGAAGUUUUAAAGGAACUUGAUGAUGCUUAUGAAAAGUAUAAGCAGGAAACGGACAUCACUCAAAGAAAACGACUGCUGCAUCAACUCCAGCGAGCAUUAAUUAACUCUCAAGAGCUGGGAGAUGAGAAAAUUCAGAUUGUUUCUCACAUGAGUGAGCAAGUAGAGAAUUGUGCAAGGGAGAUGGAUAGUCACUCAGAAUGUUUUGAGGACCUAAAUGAACAUGAGAGGUCUAUUGAGAAGAUCAAAAUGGAGGUGUCUCAAGCAGAAAGACCUUCCCGAAGGCUGCGUCGACAGAAAAACGGUGAAAACCGUGACUUGUGUCAUGUUGGUAAUGAAACUGAAGAGGGAGAGGAGCCUCCUAAAGAGAAAAGAUCAAAAUCCUCAAAAAAGAAGCGCUCAAAAGCUAGACCUGAAAGGGAAAUCUCCCCCAUUGACUUUCCUAUCGAUCCAAACGAACCCACUUACUGCCUGUGCAACCAAGUAUCUUAUGGUGAAAUGAUAGGAUGUGAUAACGACGAAUGUCCAAUUGAGUGGUUUCAUUUUUCUUGUGUAGGCUUAACAUACAAGCCAAAAGGCAAAUGGUAUUGUCCUAAAUGCAGAGGUGAUACUGAAAAGACUAUGGACAAGUGCAUAGAAAAAUCAAAAAAAGAUAGGAAGUCAAGGUAGUGACUACAAUAAAUAUUACACAGUUUCAAUAACUUUCAACAUCAUGUAUAAGGCAUCAGCUUAAAUUGUAUGUAUAACUAUGCAAUCAUUUUUACUAUUGUAUUAAACAUGGCUGAAUUUUAA